This is a messenger RNA of Dermacentor albipictus, 1186 nucleotides long. The record is from RefSeq and is a predicted model, not a curated record. Lineage: Eukaryota; Metazoa; Arthropoda; Arachnida; Ixodida; Ixodidae.
CCAUUGCCGGAGUCAUGGCAAGGUACAUAUCGAUAUGGAAGCUAUCCGUGGUUGUUUGCCUGGGCGGUUCACUCGCCAUAUGCGCCUGCUUCUUCGCGCCUUCGAUGCUCUUCCUCGACGUCUUCUUGGGUAUCGUGCACGGCACCUGUAUCGGUUUUCUGAGCCUCUUCAGCGUCGUUGUACAACGGAACUUUCUCAAGCACCGCGCAGUGGCAUCCGGCAUCGCCACUGCAGGCUUCACAGUUGGAGGACUCGUCUUCCCGCCGGUCAUGAAGACACUGGAGGAGAAAUACGGAAUCCGUGGCACCUUCUUAAUUUUAGGAGCCACAAUGCUGAACUCUGUGGCCGGUGCUUUGCUGCAACGCACGCCGCCGCCAGCUCAACCGCAACGAGAAAAAAAUGGGGCCUCGGCCCACGAUUCAGAUAGAAGAUAUAUUAUCCUCCGUAGUGGCGACGAAUUCAAGAGGCCGCUUCAGUGUUCCGAUUAUCCACACCCACUCGACGAUGCCAGUUUUUGUGGAUGCAAUCGCACCCCCGAUCAGUGUUGCCCGGAGGUCGACCGAUUGGCAAUUGAAGGACAGGACGUCGAUUGCUACGAGUCUAAAUGGGAAGGAACUGUGCAAGAUGGCGCUGUUUCAGUCCGUUUCCACCAUGCGAAAAAGGACGUUCGCUUUCCGGUAGAGGAGGGCGCUGUACCACAGCUAGUCGGAGAGGGCGAAGGUCGAACUUUUCUCUCUUUUCUCUUGUCACCUGAAUUUUAUCUCAUCGCCUUUUCGUUUUCUGCGAUGCACUUUAACAUGACGACGUAUACUACGGUUGUAGUCGACUUUGGAGUUGACCGUGGGAUACCUGCGUGGAACGUAGUGUACCUAGUGUCAAUCUACGCAUUGACCGACCUGCUGGCUCGGCUCGGCUCUGGUUGGAUUACCGACAGGAAGUAUCUGCGAAAAAGCACCAUGAUGGCGUCUCACCUGGCGCUCUGGGGCGCAUCGCUCUGCCUGAUGCCGCUUUGUAGUUCCUAUCCAAAGCAAGUCGCUUUGUCAAUCUUAUCUGGCUAGUGCAAUGGUUCAACGAUAAUACUUAUAGUUGUGCUCUUCAUGGAGUUGGUGGACACUGACAAGGUUGGUGUCUGCUUCGGAAUCGCCAAUGCAGUCGCUGGACUUGUGGGACUCGCCAGGCCGUUACU